This is a messenger RNA of Macrosiphum euphorbiae (potato aphid), 618 nucleotides long. NCBI's taxonomy places the organism in Eukaryota, Metazoa, Arthropoda, Insecta, Hemiptera, Aphididae. The record is from the annotation of a GenBank genome assembly.
AUGUCGAAUUUGAAACUGGAACUCGACGAGUAUCUUAACAAAGGCCAAAAAAGUAAAUCUCAUAAUGGACAUCACGUACACAUUCCAAAAGUGUUUAAGAAACUGCUCAACAGUGAAUCGGGCGAACAAACGGAAAACCUGUUGGAUUCAACACAGAAGACUUAUUUUAAUUUUCCCCAGAUGAGUAAAACCCAAAGAAUAUUGGGAUUUGUAGUUUGCGUGUCAAUAAGUUGUCUGAUGUUCUCUCUGUCAGCAUUAUACUUGCCUGUACUACUAAUAAAAGCUAGGAAGUUUGCAAUUUUAUAUGCUUCUGGAAGCAUAUUCGCUUUUGCCAGUGUAUCAUUUUUGACGGGUCCAUUGAAUCACUACAAGUAUGUUACGUCUAAAGAAAAGCUUCCGUUCAUGUUUGGCUAUAUUACUACUCUUUUGAGUACUUUGUAUUUUUCAUUGUGGAUGAAGAGUACUCCAUUUACAUUACUAUCAUUGACUGUUCAUCUGAUACUUAUUUUUUGGUUUUUAUUAAACUCUAUACCAUUUGGUCAAAAAGGUUUAUCAUUUUUUGGACGUAUAUGUUCAUCCAUAGUAAAAAAUAAAGUGUCAAAUUCAUUACCUGUUUAA